This is a messenger RNA of Spodoptera littoralis (African cotton leafworm), 1034 nucleotides long. The record is from the annotation of a GenBank genome assembly. Lineage: Eukaryota; Metazoa; Arthropoda; Insecta; Lepidoptera; Noctuidae.
GCCCCAUGCAAUGAUUUACCGUUAAAACACAUUUUUAUUUCAAUGUAACUAUGACAGUGUCACCCAUUUCUCUACAUUGCUCAGAGGUGUUAAAUACGCUAAGUGACUCCUAACUCGAGAGUAUAAAGAAAACAGUUACUAUCCGGUAGUCGUAUUUCGAACUUCACGAAAGCAACAUAAAGUAUAGUGGUCCAAAAUGUUUAGUGCAGAUCUUCUAAGAGUUUUAUUAGUGAUAUCAAUUUACGCAAGUUCUACAACUGCGUACUACAUCAACCCAAAUUAUGAUUGUGGCGAGUUUGGAUUUACUUGCGAAAGGAACAACAGAGUGAGGAUAUGUGACGGGAAUAAGUUAGUCGGACCGACAUUCAUUUGCCCACCCGGAACAUUCUGUAACGAGGAAUCCACAGCGGUCUGUGAAGAUGCCAUCAACUACAUUGACCCAGCUUUAACAAGAAGACUUCGAUGCCACAGAAAUGAAAGGAUCGCUAAUCCCAACGUACCUGGAUGCAAAGGAUACAUUCUCUGUGUCUCCAACGGAAACAGAUUCCAAGGCAUUAACUUGAAGUGUUCUGGCAACACCAUUUUUAAUGGUUUCACCCGAUCCUGUACUUCACCUCAAAAAUACAAGUGCCCUGUGGUCAAUUCGACCAAAUCGAAUCCUGAAUUAUAUGGAUCCGACCUAACUAGAAAAGAUCCGUCCUACAAUGACGAUAAGCCAAGUAUGAGUUUGAACAAUCGGUUUUCGGGUCAACGACCUGCAUCAAUAGAGUGCAAGAAUUACAAGUUUAGAGUGACACAAGACGACACUCCAAACGGUGUGACGUACUUCUGUCCUCCUCGACCUGUGAGGGGUGAAUCCUCGAUACGAUGCACGAUAUUUUCUAACAACUUUUGUGUAACAUUAGAAAGAGACGACGAGGAUCAAUUUAUAGAUAACGGUGCACCAUACCGAAGACCAAGAAUGUAAAAUAGUAUGUUAUCUAUAGAAAAUACUAUAAAGACUGAAUACUUACUUGCAUGGGGUCAAAAAUAAA